Molecule: messenger RNA, 7310 nt
Organism: Pocillopora meandrina
Lineage: Eukaryota; Metazoa; Cnidaria; Anthozoa; Scleractinia; Pocilloporidae
Source: the annotation of a GenBank genome assembly
CACCUCUUUACUCUCGAAAUAUCCAUAAGCAGCUGUCUGGCUCUUUAGUUAGACUUUACACUCGAUUGAAAUGGCUUCGGCGGUGACUGAUUACUGCAGGACAUUGGUAAGUAGCAAUUUUUCAAGUUUCGUCUCUUGAAUUUGUACUAUUUCGGUAACUUGCUGAAAUCGUUCUGUUAAAGGGAGCGGACGGGCGGCAGUUGCGUUUAGCGGGCCAUGUUGGCUUUGACAGCUUACCGGACCAGCUUGUCAAUAAAUCAGUGAAUAGAGGCUUUGCCUUUAAUAUUCUGUGCAUAGGUAAGAUAUUCUUCUUGUAAAAUAAGGAACUUGCUUCUACCUGGAUAGAGUAUGCACGAGUUUAAACCUAUCUACAGAAUCGAACUUCUUCAAGACUUUUAUCAUGUGUCAAACUUAUUCAAAACAUAACUUUCAUGUGUUAAGGUUGAAUUACUUCCAAAACAAGAAUUGAAAAGGAGGAAGUGACUAAAGAGAGGAUAUUUUUAUAUUUAGGUGAAACAGGAAUCGGAAAAUCAACUCUGAUGGAUUGUCUUUUUAAAACGACAUUUGAAGGUAGGUUUGGAGUGAUCAAGUGUUCUAGCGUUCCUUUCAAAUUCCGUGGAAUCUUUUUCAGUUUUGAUGGGAAGUGAUGCAAGCGCGUCUUCCUUUUGUUAAUAUUCAUUGUUGUUGUGGUCGAGGUAAUAGGUGUGGCUAUCCCUGAAACUAUUAAAUAUUGCAUGGCUGACAGAUUCAAAUGCAGCACUUGGUACAAUCGUUUCAUUCACUUGUGUGUCAAGGAACAUCCUAGAGUUCUAAUAUCUUUCGAUAUUGCAGUACAAGUACAGGCCAUGUGAAGUCUUUGAAAGGAAAGUUUAGAGCUUCUGCAUGGUAGAAUUUUUUGUGCUGUGUAUUGUGAAUGUCAUGACCAUCAAGUUAAUUUUAUGCACAAUUGUUACAAAAAAAGACUGGAAAAAUAGACCAGACCAGAAUAAUAAUUACUUAAAACACCUGUUGAUCUUAAACAUGUUGCUUCUCAUUUUCCCACUGCCACAAAACUCCCUUUAGGAGUAGUACACUGUAUUUCUUGACUUUCCAUAAAAUUAAUUUACAAUUGUAUCUUCAGGAGCAACAAACAACAACAACAUCAAUUGUUUGUUUCACGUUUCCUUACUCUUUUGCUUUAAAUUUACAAUUUUAUUUAGUUAAUUUAGAUUACUAUAGAAAUUUAUGAGGAAAAACUGAAAAUAUAGAUAUUUAGGGUAGGAGUGCCAGAUGUGGAUGUCUUAGCAAACUGCAUAGUUUUUUUUAGUUAGACACUAGUCUUGUCAAGUGACAUUUUAAGUUGAAGUAGCAAUGAAAAGCUUAGAGAACAAAAGACCUUUCAACCUAUCUACAACUGUCAGCCCUGUACCAAAUAUCUUUCCAGUAAUUCCUCCCCCUUGACUGGUUUCAUCUCACUGUAGACUCUGAAUAUACUAAUGGACAAUUCAGAGUUCCUUUGGGCUUUUUUCAAUUGCUCCUUAAAUUAUUCAACCCUUUUGUCUGUCUAGGAAUUCCUCAUUCUCAUCAACUUCCUGGUGUGAGAGUAGAAGAUCACACCUAUGGUGAGUUCAACAAUGUUACAAAUGAUGAAAAGUUUGUCAUUUUUCUUUCUUUAUUUUCAUUUAUGUGAUCAUACAUGUCUAUUUCAUGGAAAAAUUAUCUCCUUUUCCUCUCCUUUAUCAUUCCUAAAUUUUCAUAGAGUUAGGAGUAAAGAUAUUUGGACAUGAGUUCCUGAAAUCCACUUACAUUCACAUGGAAUACUUCUGGUGUACACUUUCAUUCUGUUGGUGCAUUUACAAUAAAAUCUCUUAUUAAGUAUCCAGUACUAAUGAUAGUUUUCUGCCAAUUACCUUUGGUAGAUUUGAAUGAGAGCAAUGUGAAACUGAAGCUUACAGUUGUGGAUACUGUUGGUUUUGGAGACCAGAUCAACAAAGAAGACAGGUAUGGUGUCUGCUGUAUUGAUUUUUUUCUUAAAUUCCUUUUGAGAGUGUAGUAUGUACAGGUUCACCCAGAGGCACAAUAGGAAACUUGUAUCAGAAUUAGGAUUUCCACUGGAUAACUGUUAAAAGCCUGGCUACCAAAAGCAGAAGAACUCAGAGCAUAGCAUAGAGCUUCAGAGAAGGCUUUGUCAGAUGAAGGCAAUUUGCCAAAGUUGUGUUUCUCAGCCGAAGGAAAUUAUUAGACUUAAAAGCACUGAGAAUGCACCAAACUGUUUUUACAGGAACCUUAAGCAUGUUAUCUUUAAGAACUUUUGUGUGGGAUUGCGAUAGAUUGCUGUCACUGUGACAGAAUCAUGAGGUCCUUCAAUCAUAUGCCACAAGCUGUGAUGAAGUAAUAUCCCAGUUGUUUCUUUUUCAAGGGUUGUUAAUACUAAUUGUACACAUUCAGGACUUUGUCUAUAAAGUGAAGUGGUUUGUUACUAUUUUCAGUGCCAGUCCUAUUGUGGAGUAUAUUGAUUCCCAGUUUGAAAAAUAUCUUCAACAAGAGCUCAAGAUAAAAAGAACCCUGAAUGUGUACCAUGACACACGUGUUCAUGUUUGCCUCUACUUCAUCUCUCCCAGUGGCCACUCGUAAGUCUUCAGUGUAUGGCUCCCGCACUCAAAAGAUUCUUUCAAAUUCUUGUCUUAUUCUCACCACUGUUAUCAGGAGUUGCACAUCAACCACUCCUACAUAUACUUGUAAGCUGUGUUGCCAAUCACAAGUGUUCUGUUUCCCAAAUACAUUUAUAAGUCUUAAAUGGGUUCUGGUGUGUCUUAUUAUUGUAGAAACUGUGAUGUAGCAGACUACUUUUGGCUCAAAUACAUGUGCAAUAAAUUUUGUUAUGCAGAACACUGAAUUGCAUACCUUUUGCUGAAGCCAUUUUGGUUCUUUAUGAUGUAAUUUUACUGCUAAGCAUAACUACAAGUAAAACAUAACUUUUGGGUCUCCAAUGUACUAUGAAUCAUUUUCUUAUGAUGUAAACCCACCUCCCUUUUUUAAUUUUUAGUGACUGCGCAAUUGUAUACUAGUGUAUUUCCCUUAUUUAAAGCAUAUUUAUUCAAGGUUGCACUUUUCUUCAGGUUAAAAUCUCUGGACCUUGUUUGUAUGAAAAAACUGGACAAAAAGGUUAGUACAUGCAGGUAACACUUCAAAGUAAUAAUUAUUAUGCUGAUGCCAGUGUUAAUUGCUUGUUUUCUUGUAAAUUGUAAUUUUUAUAAUUAAUUGACCUUGUCAUCCAAUUCAGUCUGUAAUCAUACUUGUGAUGAACAAAUCAGACUCCAGCUGUGCUUUUAUUUAAGCUACUGCUUAGCUUUUUCUUAACCCUUAAACUCCCAGAAGUGAUGAACAUGAAACUUCUCCUUAUUAUAUCCAAACAUUAUCCAGCAAACAGGUAAUGAGAAUACUCAAACUUUUCAGGUAGAAGUUUUUAUCUUGAUUUAACACCAAGUUCUCAUAACUAACUCAGAUCUUGGGAGCUUAAGGUUUAAAUAGCUUUUAUGAAUUGGGCAACCUACACCUCUGAAAUGAGAGCCUUAUUUUUCUCAAAAAACAGUGUUGUUAAACCUCAACAAUGAAGCAAUUUUUUCCAAAUAUGCUUUUUUUCUUUUGCUAUGUUUACAGGUGAAUAUUGUUCCCAUAAUUGCCAAAGCAGACACCAUAGCAAAAAGUGAACUGAAACAAUUCAAAGAGAAGGUGAGCUUAUGAGUGACGGAGAAUUCCAUGUACAUGUACAUUCAUUUGAUCUAACACAGGCACCUUGAUUACAUAUACAUGUACAUCCAUGAAAAAAAAAUGGUUAACUUUCUCCUCUAUUUUUCAGAUAAUGGAGGAGCUUACAAGUAAUGGUGUAGAAAUUUACCGAUUUCCAGUUGACGAUGAGACUGUUGCUGAGAUGAAUGCUGGCAUGAAUGUACGCAAGUUGAUAAAUCACGUUCCCACUACCUUGAUACUAUCAAAUAGUUACUUACCCUUUACACCGUAACAUCAAAAUGCACUUUCUCCAUGAUGUUCUCUAUAAAUUUCCUCAGGUCCUGACAAGGAGAAUUUGUUUUAAAAAUUGAGAGUUGCCGUAUACGGUUUUCAUAUUUACUCGACAGUUCUGUUAUCUGUCAGUGUGCAUGGUACGUGUGCGUGUGAGUAAGCUGGUGGUUUUUUUUUUUUCAGGAGCAAAUUCCAUUUGCUGUUGUUGGAAGCCGUGAAGAGGCUAUUAUCAACAAAGUGAAGACGAGAGCCAGACAAUAUCCUUGGGGGACUGUAGAAGGUACUGCACAUAUACCCUUUUUGUAACAUCACAGCUGACGUGAAAGAGGAGCUGAUUUCUAACGAUAGUAUCGUGGUAAAAGAUUCCUGACAGCGUUAUAUACAAUACUUGUUGAAAGGUGGUCACCCAUGAAGGAAAACUGACCUUUAUUUCAUUCUUUCUAGUUGAAAAUGAAAAUCAUUGCGACUUUGUGAAACUGAGAGAGAUGCUUGUACGGUAAGUUUGUACUGAAUUGUUUACCCAUGGAAUAUCGAGUUUUUGAACAUCGUGAGGAGAAGUAUGGAGACCAUUCGUGCCAUGUGCUAAAUGCCUAAUCCAGACCACGUGAAUCUAUUUGAUUUAUAUGAUUAAAAAAGAAAGAUGUUGAUAAUGACGUCAUCUUUGCGUCUGUCCUCCAAUGGAUCAUAGGGAAGAACCAAUGAAACUUCGUGCAUAAUUCAGCAUAUCGUAAAACAAUGCUUCAUACUUUCCAGAACAAACAUGCAGGACUUGAUCGACAAGACGCAUACCGGGCACUAUGAGUUGUACCGCAGGAACAAGUUAGAAACCAUGGGUUUCAGUGAUGGUGACGGCGACAAACAACCUCACAGUCUACAGGAGACCUACGAGCUUAGGAGACAGGAGUACAUGAAGGACAUACAAAGCAGAGAGGAGAAAAUGAGACAAAGCUUUGUAGACAAGGUCAAAGAGAAAGAGGCUGAAUUAAAACAAGCCGAGCAAGAGGUAUGUGGUGCCGAUAACGGUUGUGUACCUCAAACAUCGUGUUCACCUCAUCCUUUAAGUCUAAGAUAAUGUGGUGUUAUUAACUGAGUUGAUCAUGUAAAUUGGCCACCAAAGGAAGUUUCCAAAGCGGACGUUUCGAGUUUAGCCCUUCUUCAGAGUGAAAGAAAUAUUAUGUCUAAUACUUAGACAUUGAACGUGUGUUUAAUCUAAAUUGCUGGUGGUAACUUUGAAAAGAAGUAAGAUUGAUGUUUGGUACUAGAGAGGAUUUUUAUCGUAGGCAACUAUGUUGAAACACCUCAAACGUUUCCUUUGGGUAUCGCUCACCUAUACUGUGUAUCUAUAAUCCUGCAAACAUAAAUCCGAGUUACAUUGGACGAAUGUAAAUGAGAAAUUAUUCCUCAGAACGGCGCAUAGUUGUUUAAUAGUUCAUCUGAUAUAUUGCCUUCUUUUUUCUGUUCUUUAUUUUCCGCACCUUGUGACUAUUGGUAAACUUGAAAAACAUUUAGCUCCAUGCCAAGUUUGAACAUCUUAAGAAGACACAAGUAGACGAAAAGAAGAAGCUGGAAGAAAAACGAAGGUUGCUGGUAAGUGAGAACAAAAAUGCCAAAUGCGCUUUGUGGUUGUGUAACGACCUCGUUGACAGCCGCAGUUAGUGUUGAUUAGUGGCUGAAAAGAAGUUGCGUAGUUUAAUCGAGAAAUAAUCGCAAAAAGCUUAUUUCGACAUAGAAAAACGAGAAGAAGAAAAAACAGCAAUAAUUUUACCAAACACGAAAAUCGCACUAGAAUGAGAAUAAGGUUUGUUUGUUUGUCUCUACUAACGGACACGUUCACUAAUUUUAAUUUGCCUUUUCAGGACGAGGAAAUAAAUCUUUUUAACAAGAGAAAGGCCGCUGCCCAGGCUGCACUGGCUCAAGCACAACAAGCCACCGCUCAAGUUGCAAAAGAACAAAUGAAAGGAAAGAAGAAAUGAAAUGCCAGACACGCGUAGAAUGUAACCAAAUUGUUAAUUGUUGUAAAGUUUGCAACUUCCGUGAAAUGGGAACCUACGAUAGAUAUAUACUAAAUAUCACGUCAUGUAUGCUACAAAACUCUCCAAACGGAAAUUUUUGCAACUGAACAUGGUAUUAGUGGCCUGGGCAUCAAAACCUGUUAAACCUGUUAAACCUGUUAAACCUGUUAAAUUGUUUACACCUCGUUUUUAGGCUUCAGUUCCUCCCCGGUUACCGAGUUAUAAAAUGGUGGAUGAAAAAAAAGAAGAGGGGUCCUGGGUCAAAAGUGACAAUAAAUCGUAAACUCCCAAGGUCUGGUUCGUAACUUUACCUUUCGGCUGUUUUAAUUUUUCUUGCAAAUCAGCGCAAUUAAUUUGGGUUACAGCAUGAUAAAGCCAACUGGUUAAUACGUUUCCGUGUUCUCAUUAACCGUUUACUGGAUUAUGUGGUGAUGUUGAAAGGUGUGUGUAAUUCACUUUGAAAUUCACUUGGGCGAGGUCGAGGGUCAACUCUUGACACCUCCACAUCAGUAUGCAUAUUCUCCAUACUGUCCUCUAAACAUUUCCAAGGGUGCUAACAAGGAGAAUUUGUUUACAAAUCAAGAGUUUCUGAAGUCAAUGAUCAUUUCCUUAUUCUCGUGACCUUAAUGUUUGAUUCAGGGGUGGUAUUGUUAGGAGAAAUUAGAUGCCAGUCAUGACACCUGAGGGGUUUAAAGGUUUAACAUACCAGAGACAAAAUAAGUACCAAGAUCAACUUGAAAGUCAAAUAUUUCGUUAUCUUUAUUUCACUUCACCUUUCAUUAUGUUAGUUCACUGUUGCAUACUUACUAUUUAAAAAAAAGUAUAUUUGGGUUCUACCUUUAUAACUGGACCGUUUUUGAUAAUCAUUUAAUACGAUAUCCCCUUGUCGAUUGACUGCAUCAAUCGGCAUCAAUUUCUAAGACCCUAUUAAAUUUAAUUGUAUUAUGUCAUUGGAAUGAUGAUUUUUGAAACAUUCAAGCAAAAGAUCACAUCCAUUGAACUUUGGAACCCCUAAGCUUGACGGCAACCAGUUUUCUCCUCAUACUCGCUGGAAGUAUGCAAUAAAUAUAUAAUUAACAAUUUAGGUUUCUCAAAUUCUCCUUGAAGACAUGAAAGGAAAUGACGAAGAAAACUUCGAAGCUGAUAUCUGGGCCCCUUAUAUUUAUCUCUAGUUAAUAUUACGCUUGUUCUUGUUAAGCUGUGUACUAGACGUCUGGAUAACGAGUAACUAAAGAUGUAACAGCUAGAAAUGUAAAAGUAAUAAGCGAUUUUGUUUGGAGCAAUUAAUAAAUUGACACA